AUGCCACACCAUGAGGAGAACAACUUCAGUGCGCCGGCGGAGGUGCAGGAGUUUGAGGCGUUGUUGUUUGAUAUGGACGGAACGAUCAUUGACUCCACGGAAGCUAUCGUGAAACACUGGCAUCAGAUCGGCAAGGAAAUCGGUGUGCCCGGAGAAGAAAUUCUCCUCACCUCCCACGGCCGGCGCUCCAUCGACGUCCUCGCGCUCCUCGCCCCCGACCGCGCCAACUGGGACUACGUCUGCCUCGCUGAAGGCAACAUCCCGAAGCUCUACGGCUCCUCCAUCGUCGAGAUCCCCGGCUCCCGCACGAUCCUCUCGCAACUCGACGCCGUCGGCGCGCCGUGGGCGAUCGUCACGUCGGGGACCCGGCCUUUGGUGCAAGGCUGGCUGGAUGUGAUGAAGCUCGCGCAGCCGAAGAAUAUGGUCACGGCCGAGGAAGUCGUGCAUGGGAAGCCGGAUCCGGAGUGUUAUCGGAUGGGGGCGAAGAGGCUGAAUUUCGAGGGGGAGGGGAGCAAGGUGGUGGUUUUUGAGGAUGCUCCGGCCGGGGUGAGGGCGGGGAAGGCGGCGGGAUUUCGGGUCGUGGGGUUAGCUACGACGCAUGCGGUGGAGGCGCUGAGGGAGGCUGGCGCGGAUUGGAUUGUGAGGGAUAUGAGGAGUGUGGUGUUUAAGGGGUGGGAUGGGAAGAGGGGGGUUGUGGAGGUGGAGAUUCGGGAGGGGUUGGUGGUGUGA
Zasmidium cellare ATCC 36951 is the source of this 729-nucleotide messenger RNA. RefSeq lists its product as uncharacterized. Lineage: Eukaryota; Fungi; Ascomycota; Dothideomycetes; Mycosphaerellales; Mycosphaerellaceae. The transcript has 3 exons. The record is from RefSeq and is a predicted model, not a curated record. The coding region runs from base 1 to 729 and encodes 242 amino acids. Gene Ontology annotation, molecular function: beta-phosphoglucomutase activity; sugar-phosphatase activity.